Molecule: messenger RNA, 954 nt
Organism: Ilex paraguariensis (yerba mate)
Lineage: Eukaryota; Viridiplantae; Streptophyta; Magnoliopsida; Aquifoliales; Aquifoliaceae
Source: the annotation of a GenBank genome assembly
AUGGUUACCUUUUGGUUGCAGUUCAAUGACAUAUUGAAUACUUUAUUCUCUUCGCCUCCUACUGUGGCAUUGAUAGUUGGUACACUACUCGACAAUACACUAGAAGCGAAGCACACCGGUGUUGACAGAGGCCUCCCAUGGUGGGUUCCCUUUCAAAAUAGGAAAGGAGAUAGCAGAAAUGAGGAGUUUUACAGUUUUCCUCAUAGGUUUAAUGAGUAUAUUCCCACUAGAAAUUAUUCUCUUGCCCUAUAUUCACUAGAAAUUGGGACAAAAAUCGAUUUAGGCUGGAAUGGAGAAUGGAGAAUAGAGAGUGGAGAAUGGAGAAUUGACUCACUGGUGGAGGAUGUGCUCACUGUUCAAUCGGUGGUGGAGGCAGUGCUCACUAUUGGAGUCGCUGGUGGAGGCUGUGCUCACUGGUGGAGCUAUGGAUUAAGCUUGGAUUUGACAAGGUUCCUAUGGUCUUUCUCGUCAGAGACAAAUGUUGUUCAAUGGUUGGAGCUCAUCAGAGACUUUGGCUGGCUGAGAGUGUUCAAUGACAUAUUGAAUACUUUAUUCUCUUCGCCUCCUACUGUGGCAUUGACAAUUGGUACACUACUCGACAAUACCCUAGAAGCGAAGCACACCGGUGUUGACAGAGGCCUCCCAUGGUGGGUUCCCUUUCAAAAUAGGAAAGGAGAUAGCAGAAAUGAGGAGUUUUACAGUUUUCCUCAUAGGUUUAAUGAGAUGUGCUCACUGCUCAAUCGGUGGUGGAGGCAGUGCUCACUAUUGGAGGUUAUGGUUAGUCUCUUUGUUGAAGUCGCUGGUGGAGGUUGUGCUCACUGGUGGAGCUAUGGAUUAAGCUUGGAUUUGACAAGGUUCCUAUGGUCUUUCUCGUCAGAGACAAUUGUUGUUCAAUGGUUGGAGCUCAUCAGAGACUUUGGCUGGCUGAGAGUGGUUGAGGAGGAGGAGAGCUAA